This is a messenger RNA of Anolis carolinensis (green anole), 5498 nucleotides long. It is a transcript of the gene fcho2, whose product is annotated as FCH and mu domain containing endocytic adaptor 2. NCBI's taxonomy places the organism in Eukaryota, Metazoa, Chordata, Lepidosauria, Squamata, Anolidae. The record is from RefSeq and is a predicted model, not a curated record. Gene Ontology annotation, cellular component: plasma membrane; clathrin-coated pit; cytoplasm. The coding region runs from base 244 to 2763 and encodes 839 amino acids. Gene Ontology annotation, biological process: synaptic vesicle endocytosis; clathrin-dependent endocytosis; clathrin coat assembly. The transcript has 27 exons.
UCACGAGGUAGGCAGGGAGGGAGGGAGCGAGGCGGGCGCGUUCCAACUGCCUAUGUUGUCUCGCGCUUCGGUGCCUGCGCUCUCGCCGGCAAACUUGGCGCAUGCGCCUCAGUGGCACCCCGGGUCGGUCUCUGAGGAGAGUUCAGGCAGGAGGGAGAGAAGGAGUGCUAAGAGUCCGGCUGCGAAGGGAAGGAAGGCGGCGUGUCUCGGAGACCGUUUCCUCCUUCGGACCGAGGCCUCGCGAUGGUGAUGGCGUACUUCGUGGAGAGUUUCUGGGGGGAAAGAAACAAUGGCUUUGAUGUUCUCUAUCAUAACAUGAAACACGGACAUGUAUCUACAAAAGAACUAGCAGAUUUUAUAAGAGAAAGGGCUGCAAUAGAAGAAACAUAUUCAAGAUCAAUGACAAAACUAGCCAAAUCAGCAAGUAAUUAUUCACAAAUUGGGACAUUUUCACCAGUAUGGGAAGUUUUCAAAUCAUCAACAGAAAAAUUAGCAAGCUGCCACUUAGAACUGGUUCGGAAGUUGCAGGAACUAAUUAAAGAAGUACAGAAGUAUGGAGAUGAACAAAUCAAAGCUCAUAAAAAGACUAAAGAAGAAGUUUCAGGGACUCUGGAAGCAGUGCAAACCAUUCAGAGUAUUACUCAGGCUCUCCAAAAAGCAAAAGAAAACUACAAUUCAAAAUGUGUGGAACAAGAGCGUUUGAAAAAGGAAGGUGCAACACAGAGAGAAAUAGACAAGGCAGCAGUAAAAUCCAAGAAAGCUACUGAUGCUUACAGACUUUAUGUAGAAAAGUAUGCUGCAGCAAAAUCUGAUUUUGAACACAAAAUGACUGAAACUGCACAGAAAUUUCAAGAUAUUGAAGAAAUGCAUCUCCUCCACAUGAAAGAAAUAAUAGAAUGUUUUUCAAAUACAGUAAAAGAAGUUCAUGUACAAAUUGGUGAGGUCCAUGAAGAAUUUAUCAACAACAUGACAAAUACAACAGUUGAAAGUUUGGUACAAAAAUUUGCUGAAUCAAAAGGCACUGGCAAAGAGAGACCUGGGCUGAUUGAAUUUGAAGAAUGUAAUACAGCUAGUGCUGUUGAAGGAAUAAAGCCUAGAAAAAGAAAGCAUUUUGGAUUACCAGGAAUUAUUAAGAAGGAAAAAGAUACAGAAUCUGUGGAGUGUCCAGAUGCAGAUUCAGUAAACAUUCCAGAUGUGGAUGAUGAAGGCUAUAGCAUUAAGCCAGAAGCUAGUCAGAAUGCCAAAGAAAACCACUUCUAUUCGUCAAGUGAUUCCGAUUCUGAAGAUGACGAACCAAGGAAGUUCCAUGUGGAAAUUAAACCUGUACAGCCAAACAAUAGUUCUCAUUAUACAAUGCCUUCACUGGAUGAAUUAAAGGAAUCAAUAGGAAAUAUAACACUGUCGCCAGCUAUAUCUAGACAUAGUCCAGCACAGAUGAACCGGAACUCAUCUAGUGAAGAAUUAACAAAAUCAAAGCUUUCUGCUCCAUCCAACGAGAAGGGGAACAAUGACCUCCUGGCCUGGGAUCCACUCUUUAGAAAUUCUGGUGACUCUUCCUCCCUUGCUUCAACAAUGUCUUCAUCCUCAUCAGCCCAAUCCAUUUCUCUGCAAAAAAGUUCUUCGUCUUCUUGUAUUCUGCAAAAAGAUAAUUCAGCAAAUACCAUCAGUACCUCAGCAAGACCAACGACUCCUCUUUCUGUAGGUACUUUGGUGCCUCCUCCCAGACCAGCUUCCAGACCAAAGUUGACUACAGCAAAACUUAGUGGAAUUAAUGAAAUUCCAAGGCCAUUUAGCCCUCCCCUUACCUCCAGUUCCAGCCCACCUCCAUCAGCUCCUUUGGCACGUGCAGAAAGCUCCUCUUCAAUAUCAUCCUCUGCUUCCAUGAGUGCAGCAAAUACACCCACAAUAGGAAUUUCACGUGGUCCUAGUCCUGUCAGUCUUGGAAACCAGGAUUUGCUGCCUGUCGCAGUAGCCCUGACCGAGUCCGUUAAUGCCUACUUCAAAGGAGCAGAUCCCACAAAAUGUAUUGUGAAGAUCACUGGUGAUAUGACAGUCUCAUUCCCAAGUGGGAUUAUUAAAGUUUUCACCAGCAAUCCAUCCCCUGCUGUGCUCUGUUUCAGGGUAAAAAACACAAGCAAACUAGAGCAGAUUCUUCCAAAUGCCCAACUUGUAUACAGUGAUCCAUCACAAAGUGAUUCCAAUGCAAGGGAUUUUUGGAUGGAUAUGCAAGCUGUCACAGUCUACCUCAAGAAACUAUCAGAACAGAAUCCCUCUGCUUCUUACUAUAAUGUGGAUGUCCUGAAGUAUCAGGUAUCUUCAAAUGGCAUCCAGUCUACACCUUUGAAUCUCGCCACAUACUGGAAGUGCAAUGCAAACACUACUGAUGUAAGAGUUGAUUACAAAUACAACCCGGCAUCUAUGGCAGCACCAAGUAUGUUGUCUAAUAUACAGGUCGUGGUACCAGUUGAUGGAGGUGUAAUGAAUAUGCAGUCGCUUCCUGCAGCAAAAUGGAAUUCAGAACAGAUGAAAGCAUUUUGGAAAUUAUCUGGUAUUUCAGAAAAAUCAGAAAAUGGAGGUUCUGGUUCCCUCAGAGCGAAAUUUGACCUUUCCGAAGGACCCAGUAAACCAUCAACACUUGUAGUGCAAUUUAUCAGUGAGGGAAGCACUCUUUCAGGAGUAGAUGUUGAAUUAGUAGGCACUGGCUAUCGACUUUCCUUAAUAAAGAAGAGGUUUGCCACUGGACGAUAUAUGGCAGACUGGUGAAGAGCCUGUGAAGAAUUUUUUUCCAAUGAAUAGAAACUCAUUCUUUUACUACCUUUCCAACACUAUUUUAACAUGCAUUAAUUUUUGAAAAUAUGUUGCUUAAUUUUUAUACCCAACAAAAAUGCACUUUUUAAAAACACAUAAUUUAAAAAUACUCUAUUUCAUAAUAGCACUGAAGAAAACUCAAACACUAUCUGUAGAAGACGGGCUACAUCAUUGGGAAACAAGAUUAUUCAGAUGCAUAGUAUUCUUGUAGUGUCUGAGCCAAAAUAAAAGUAAUUUGUGGUAUUUAAAACAUGAGGUGCUUUAUGAUUCUGUAGACAACCGCAGCAUAUAGUUUAGCUUUCUAUAAAUACUGAAGUAUAUUUUUUUCCAGUUUCCAUUAUUGCCAUUCCAUAUACAAAAAAGUGGCAGAGUAAUUUUUGUUUCACUCUUCUGUAUUUAUGUGCCAUAUCUUGUUACAGAUAUAUAUAUAAAUAACUUGAUCUCCAUAUAUCGUAUAUAAUUAAAUGUACAUUGUUUUAUAAAAUAUUGUUUUAAAAAUGUAAAGUGCAAUUUUUUUAAAAAAAUGCAAGAGACAACAGAGAUAUUUGCUUCUACCAUUAGUUAACUUUAUGGGAGUUGUAAUUUUAAUUAAUGCUGUAGAUUUAAUUUAUUUUUAUAUGGAAUGUGUAACUUUUGUGCCUUUUAAAACUGUGCCUGCCAAACUGUUUAUGUGCCUCUCAUUUCUUCUUGCAGUUUCAAGAUCUUCCACUCAGAAAAUUUUGUUUUUUCCCUUUAGCAUGUGGAGCUAGAUAAAUCCCUGGAAAGGAUUUAGAAGGGACAUUGUAAUAACUACAAAAACGAUCUUUUAAAAUAUUAAAUAACUUCCUUUGUGGGUUAAUAGCAAUAAAUGCAGCCACUGUAAAGGGAAGAGCUUUGCUUUGAUAGAAUCACAGGAAAAAAAAAACACUUUUUUAGCAAAAAUUUAAUUGCAGUAUCACCAAAGAUGUGUAAAAUCUUAAAGGUGUAAAACAAUAAUUUGUGUAACAACAUUUGUAGAAUUUUCCUUUGCUGACUGUAGUUUUGGUAUUUUAAGUGCUUUCAAACAUAUAUGAAUGUAACAUUUGUUCUUUGGGAGUAACAUCUGUUAAAGGUUUGGGCAGAACAAAAAUCACUUUAAAUUUAACAACAAUAAAUUAAUGAUUAGAAUGUUUGGAUUCAUCUGUAGCCUCUUUGUCGAAUUGUAAACACAGUGACCCAUUGGAAUAAUUAUGAAUACCAAUUGCUAUAUAUUAGAGCUUAUGAUGUAUUAAUCUUAGGACCUCAUUAAACACUUAAAAUCAAAUUAUAAAGCCAACAACUGUAUAAAAGUGAGAUCUCUGAAUUCCAAUUUAUAAGUAAGGCAUGUAAUAAAAGUAAUAAUUGUAAGACCCUUGUUAAAUCAGUAAUGGACUCAUCAGUCAAUUAUAUAUUAUAUAUAUAGAAUCCCUCUGGUGAAUGUUAGCACAGUAAAAAGGCUGUGUUGUGUUCUAUUUAUUUUAAAAAGAAUGUAUUGGACUGAAUAUCCCCUGGCUCUCUUUUGUAGGAUUAUAUGGAACAUCAGAAAGUAAGACUUUGAGACAGGUUUAAUUGAAAUAUUUUGGAGUGGGGUUAUGAGCCUAACCUUCAAGGGUAGGUUGCUGAUGCUUUUCUCAAAAACGAAAGAAGACGAAUCAGUGUUUUGGCACCACAUCAAUUGGCCUUGUAGUUUCUUUGAGCAGUCUUAGGUCCAGAAUGACUUAUUAGAACAAUGCUUCAUCAUGACAAUUAUUCCUGAAAGUAUUUUUGGGGAUAAAAAGAUUAUCCCCUUUAGACCAAUGACAAAAGUUUUUUUCUGUUUUAAAGGGAAGGGAUAAGCUUAUACCACCUUGUUUUUAAUGGCAAAUCCAUCUCCCAACUAUAAAUUUUUAAAGAUCACCCCAAAUAUUUUAAUCUAAUUUGGGUGAUAUUUUGGGUACCCUAAAAUGCACCCAAUAUUUAAAAAGUUUGGGGUUGAAUAUUUCAAUCCAGUACCAAUUUACUGGAUAACUGAUUGUAACUGUUUGUAAGAUUGCAGUUAAAAAUUAGUUUACAUCUUGGUUUUAUUGUCUUAUAAACAUCUUAACUAGAUUUCAUUACAUCCAUAUAUAUUGGAUUUUCAUAUUCUACAAUUUUAGUCUUGAGUUAUUACUAGAACCUUUAACUAGAGGAUUGGCUUUUCAAAUGGUACAAUUUUUGCUGGAAUCUUAAUUGUAAUCUGCCAAUGCAAUAAAAACUGUAUGAACAGUUUAAUACCUUACUAUUGAACAUUUGGACUACAUUAUUCAAUUUAAUUGUGUAUUAUUUCUAAAUUAGUGCAAAUGCUAAUUUUCAGCACUUUUAUCUAGCCUUCAUACCUAGUGUUCUCAAACGUACAUUUACAAAGGGUGCAGGUUACAAUUUUGAAGCCAUAAACUUUUAUAUGGAAUUUUUGUAAAGAAAUCUAAAACCUGUAUAAAAUACAUAUAUCUGAAGAAAAUUGCAUGUUGCAAGCUGGACCUUGCCUGUUUAUAAAAUGAUUUUCUUUGUAGCUGCCUCCUGAGAGAAUGUGUAAACCUGACUUUAAAGGUUGAGAUUUCUAUGAACUGUAAAGUACAGCAAUAUAAAUCUUAGAAAAAUUGUAAAUAUCUUUGAUCUUUCACAAAAUGUAAAAGAAAAAUGCACCCUAUAAUAAACAUGUAAUAUAUAACUUAUAA